This is a messenger RNA of Cercospora beticola, 2544 nucleotides long. RefSeq lists its product as uncharacterized. NCBI's taxonomy places the organism in Eukaryota, Fungi, Ascomycota, Dothideomycetes, Mycosphaerellales, Mycosphaerellaceae. The record is from RefSeq and is a predicted model, not a curated record. Gene Ontology annotation, biological process: Mo-molybdopterin cofactor biosynthetic process. Gene Ontology annotation, molecular function: pyridoxal phosphate binding; molybdenum cofactor sulfurtransferase activity; molybdenum ion binding.
CCACUCACUACAUCUGCUUUGUAGCCUGUGAACACAACGCACCUCCUCACCCAUGUUGCUCAAGCCGCAGAGACUGCAGCGUAAGUCCGGCUGGCUCGACCAAGGCUGAAGACCCCGACCCCUACGCCACCCGGACGCAGGAACUGGCCAAGAUUGAGACCCAUCCUCGCAUAAACCAUGGCCGCCGAAACACAGCUGGAAGCGUAUGAUGCCUAUAUUGAGGAGAUGCGAAAGACCGAGUACCCAAUGUUGAAGGACGAUGCUCUCUAUCUGGAUCAUGCUGGUACAACGCUGUACAGCAAGACUUAUCUUGACCGCUUUCAUGCUGAUAUGCUGGCAAAUCUGUACGGCAACCCACAUUCGGCAUCUCCUGCCAGCCAGAGAUCGACUUUAGAGAUUGAGAAUGUCAGGCACGAGGUUUUGCGGUGGUUCGACGCCGAUCCUGACGUUUUCGAUUUGGUAUUUACUGCGAAUACCACAGCUGCUAUCAAGCUGGUCGCGGAAGCUUUUCGCGAGUCAGAAGGUGGAUUCUCGUAUGCGUACCAUGUCGAUUCUCACACAAGCCUCGUUGGCGUGAGAGAACUUGCGAGCGAGCAUCGUUGCUUCAUAUCGGAUGAAGAAGUGGAGGCAUGGAUCGGCAGGGCCGCGAGUUCUCCUAGCACUCGGUUAUUCGCUUAUCCUGCGCAAUCGAACAUGAAUGGCCGCAAGCUACCUCGAGAUUGGACGCGCGAAUGUAGGGAUCAUCAGAUCUACUCCCUCCUUGACGCUGCUGCAUGCGCUGCUACAUCUCCCCUCAGUUUCGCCGAUGCAGAGUAUGCAGCAGACUUCACUGCUCUGAGCUUCGCAAAGAUGUUUGGAUUCCCAGACAUGGGAGCGCUGAUUGUCAAGAAAGAUUGCUCCCAUCUGUUCCAACAGCGAAAGUACUUCGGUGGCGGAACUGUCGACAUGGUCGUGUGUCUCAAGGAACAGUGGCAUGCUUCCAAGAAAGGCACAUUACAUGAGCAGUUGGAAGAUGGGACGCUACCUGUGCACAACAUCUUGGCGUUGAAAUCGGCUAUGCAGACACAUCGACAGCUCUAUCAAUCCCUGGAUCGCAUUGUCGAACACACUACAGCCUUGUCAAAGUGCCUACACGAUGGACUGGUCGCUCUCCGCCACGCAAACGGUCGUGAUGUAUGCCAAAUCUACAAACAUACAAGAUCGAGAUACGGAGACGCGGAAACGCAAGGACCAACCAUUGCAUUCAACAUGAAAGAUGGGAGAGGCAAUUGGGUGAGCAAUACUGAGGUGGAAAAGCUGGCAGCGAUCAAGAACAUCCACCUUCGAACCGGCGGCUUGUGCAACCCAGGUGGGGUGGCAACAGGGCUCAACUUGGAGCCUUGGGAGAUGCACGAGAACUUCUCGGCAGGCUUUCGCUGUGGAAGUGACAACGAUGUGAUGAAUGGCAAGCCUACUGGAAUGAUUCGCAUCAGUCUUGGCGCCAUGAGUACCAGAAGAGAUGUCGUAAGGUUCCUUGAGUUCGUGGACGAGUUCUUUGUUGAUCGAACUCUUCCCGCUGUCUCUCUGCCACCCUCACCAAUGCCUCUGAAUGGGACGCCAGAUUGGCGCUUCUAUGUCGAAAGUCUCACAGUAUACCCGAUCAAAUCUUGCAGUGGCUGGCAAGUCUCGCACGACACGUCGUGGGAAGUUCGCCGCGAAGGUCUUGCAUGGGACCGAGAGUGGUGCAUAGUCAAUCAGAGCACUGGUGCUGCUCUCAGUCAAAAGGCCCAUCCCGCGAUGGCUCUCAUUCGGCCGGAGCUCGAUCUCAAGAAUGGCGUGCUGCGAAUCAGACAAGCGAGCACCGCGGAGGCGAUCACCGUACCAUUGUCAAAAGACCCGAGACCAUUCGAGGCCAGUCAGAAAGUUGGCAACGCAUCCGUUUGCGGCGACAAAGUCCAAGCACGAGUCUACACUUCAGCUGCCAUAUCUGACUUCUUCACAAAAUGUCUCGGCGUACCUUGCACUCUGGCGCGGUUCCCAGCUGCGACGCUGACUUCGCCUUCCGUCCGGCAUAGCAAAGCACAUCUGCAAGUCUCUCAGCCCAGUACUCAGCAGCCUCGGCCUAUCCUCCUUAGCAACGAAUCACCCAUUCUGACCACCUCCCGCUCAUCCCUCAAUCGUCUGAACGAGAUAAUCAAGGCAAAAGGCGGCAAAGCUGCGCACCCUUCCGUCUUUCGAGCCAACAUUGUUCUGGCAGAAUCACCUUUACUGCCGCCUGGCCAGGAACAGCCUUAUGCUGAAGAUUACUGGACGGGUAUGAAGGUAGCCCAUACAGAUUCAAAUGUAGAAUUCGAGUUCCUUGGUGGUUGUAGAAGAUGCCAAAUGGUCUGUAUCGAUCAAACUAGUGGGGAGAAAAACCAGGAGCCGUUUGUCACGUUGGCGAAAACGAGGAGAGUUGAUGGGAGAGUGUUGUUUGGUGUGCAUACAUCAUUAUUGACGGGUGCGGAUGGGGUCGCUGCCGGACAAGCGACGAUUCGAGUGGGAGAUGCGGUGGCGGCGUGGUGA